Molecule: messenger RNA, 501 nt
Organism: Prunus persica (peach)
Lineage: Eukaryota; Viridiplantae; Streptophyta; Magnoliopsida; Rosales; Rosaceae
Product: glu S.griseus protease inhibitor
Exons: 2
Coding region: 91-303 (70 amino acids)
Biological process (GO): response to wounding
Molecular function (GO): serine-type endopeptidase inhibitor activity
Source: RefSeq, a predicted model, not a curated record
UGAUGCCAAUACCUCACAAACAAAAUAUUGCAAAGAAAGGGAGAUCUUAUUCAGAGAGGAAAAGUUUGCAUAUUAAGACAGAAAGCAAGGAUGUCAACUGAGUGUCAAGGUAAGGAUACAUGGCCUGAACUUCUGGGAUCUCAGGGGACAGUUGCAGAGGCAACAAUUGAGAGGGAGAAUUCUUUGGUUGAUGCUCAGAUCGUGCUAGAAGGGUCGAUUGUCACUGCUGAUUUCCGGUGCGAUAGGGUUCGCGUUUGGGUUAAUACUGAUGGCAUUGUUACAAGGGUCCCUAGUAUUGGUUAGUUUAGACUCAGGACUUCAAUUCAGGGUGGCCAGUGCUGUUUUAGCAGGACUUGAAGAAAUUUACGUGAAAUAAUGAAAUAAGGAGUUCCAUUCUCCAUGCAUUUGUAUAAUUGUAUUCGAAUUUCGAACAUAGUUUGUUUUUCUUUCUAUGUAUUCUAUAUGAAGCUAAUAAGAACGGUUUGAUAACGUUGACAGUAA